Penicillium subrubescens is the source of this 306-nucleotide messenger RNA. RefSeq lists its product as uncharacterized. The transcript has a single exon. NCBI's taxonomy places the organism in Eukaryota, Fungi, Ascomycota, Eurotiomycetes, Eurotiales, Aspergillaceae. The coding region runs from base 1 to 306 and encodes 101 amino acids. The record is from RefSeq and is a predicted model, not a curated record.
AUGUUCAGCGCACUGGAAAUCAUGGAACCAGUGGUCGAAAAGUAUGGCUUCACUUUGGUGGAAGUAGCCCUUCGCUGGAUUGUUCACCAUGCUGCCUUGAAGGGCAGCUAUGGAAGUGAUACUACUGUCGUCGGCUUUAGCAGUUUUGGUCAGUUGCAGCCUAACUUGGCUGAUAUCGAGAAAGGACCUUUGCCCUUUGGGGUGGUCCACUGUCUUGAUCAGGCAUGGUAUGUUACCAAAGCCGAUGCAGCCAACUUCCGGCAUGGAGAGCUCAAAUAUGAAUAUGACACGCUGCAGAGCUCUUAA